Messenger RNA from Cornus florida, 2593 nucleotides. Its product is annotated as 26S rRNA (cytosine-C(5))-methyltransferase NOP2B. Gene Ontology annotation, molecular function: rRNA (cytosine-C5-)-methyltransferase activity; RNA binding. The coding region runs from base 207 to 2072 and encodes 621 amino acids. The record is from RefSeq and is a predicted model, not a curated record. Gene Ontology annotation, cellular component: nucleolus. The transcript has 18 exons. NCBI's taxonomy places the organism in Eukaryota, Viridiplantae, Streptophyta, Magnoliopsida, Cornales, Cornaceae. Gene Ontology annotation, biological process: rRNA base methylation; maturation of LSU-rRNA.
GGGCGGGUACCCGCAUGAACCGGGUAUUUUGCCACCCCACUCCAAAGUCCUGCAUAAAACCCUAGCCUGUCCUGAAGGAGAAAUAGCAGAAAAAACAAACUAGACCCAAUUAAGUGAACAGGUUCACUCUCUUCUCUUCUCUUCUCUUCUCUGUCGGUUUCUGGAGAACCUUUGAGGGUUUCAAUCAUCAGGUAUUUGCAGCGUAAAUGACUGCCACUGCACUUCGAAAGAAAACGGGCACAAAGCCACAAAAAUUGCCCUCUAAAAAGAGGCAAAAGAAUGAUUCUUUCUCUUCUAAACACAUGGAAAAAGAUGAUAUUUUCACCCAUUCGGAUAGCACAGAUGAAGAAGUAAAAGAACAUGGAGGAUUUGAUGGUGAAAGAGAACUAGGAGUCGAUUCAGGUUCUGAAAUGUCUUCUGAUGGGGAUGACCCCUUUACUGAUGAUUUUCUCCAAGGAAGUGACGAUGGAGAGAAAGGCUCCGAUGUGGAUUCAGAUUCAGGUUUAUCUGAUAUUGAGGAGAAGUCAAGAGCUAUUGAUGAAGAAAAGGCAAAGGAAGAAGAGGAAGCAGAGGCUGAAUUGCAGCUCAACAUCAAAGAAGAAGCUGAUGAAUUCAGAUUGCCAACCAAGGAGGAGCUUGAAGAAGAGGCACACAGACCCCCGGAUCUCCCAAAUCUCCAGCGGAGGAUAAAAGAGAUUGUUCGGGUGCUUUCAAAUUUUAAGUCUUUGAGGCAAGAGGGGGCGACACGAAAGAAUUACAUGGAACGGCUUCAGAUGGAUUUAGGUUCAUACUAUGGAUAUAAUGAAUUCCUAAUUGGGGUUUUGUUGGAGAUGUUUCCAGUUGUUGAACUUAUGGAACUCAUUGAAGCUUUUGAAAAACCUCGGCCUAUAUGUCUUCGAACGAACACCUUAAAGACACGACGACGGGAUUUGGCUGGUGUUUUGUUGAACAGAGGGGUCAACUUGGAUCCAUUAAGCAAGUGGUCGAAAGUUGGACUAGUUGUGUAUGACUCGCAAGUUCCAAUUGGUGCCACUCCUGAAUAUAUGGCUGGUUAUUACAUGCUGCAAAGUGCAAGCUCUUUUUUACCCGUGAUGGCCCUUGCUCCUCAGGAGAAAGAACAGAUUGUUGAUAUGGCGGCUGAUCCUGGUGGUAAAACUACUUAUAUUGCUGCUCUUAUGAAAAACAGUGGUACAAUUUUUGCAAAUGAGAUGAAGGAGCCGAGACUCAAGUCACUAACUGCAAAUUUACAUCGGAUGGGGGUGACGAACACAAUAGUUUGCAACUAUGACGGAAGAGAGCUACCCAAAGUCUUGGGUCACAACACAGCUGAUAGGGUCUUACUGGAUGCACCUUGCAGUGGUACUGGGGUUAUAUCUAAAGACGAGUCUGUCAAAACCUCGAAAAGUUCUGAUGAUAUACAGAAUUGUUCUCGUUUGCAAAAGGAACUGAUACUCGCAGCUAUUGACAUGGUGGAUGCCAAUUCAAAAUCGGGAGGAUACAUUGUCUAUUCAACAUGCUCCAUCAUGAUUCUUGAGAAUGAAGCAGUCAUAGACUAUGCUCUAAGGAAGAGGGAUGUAAAACUGGUGCCGUGUGGACUCGACUUUGGGCAUCCAGGUUUCAUUCGCUUUAGGGAGCGACGGUUUCACCCAUCUUUAGAAAAAACAAGACGUUUCUAUCCCCAUGUUCACAACAUGGAUGGUUUUUUUGUGGCGAAGUUGAAGAAAAUGAGCAACUCCAGGCCAACUUCAACUGCUUCUGAACCAUCAGAAACAGUGAAUCAAGGUCUUGGGCCGAUUGAUAACAGCAGCGCGAAGAAUACUGAAGGAGUAUUUCAACGUCAAUCAAGGCAAGAAGCCACUACCGAAGAAAAUGAGAGCUUGGCGAAUAGUUUUCCUAAAAAAAGGAAAUUUGAAUUCCCAUCCACCACUAUAAAGAGGCAGAAAAUGAAAGGCCCUUCUAAAUUUGAGAUCUUGAAAACCAGAGAAUAUAAAACACAAGUUUUGAGGGAAGAGAAGAAAAAAGCUUGGAGGGGAAAGAAGGGUGGUGCAUGGAAAGGUGGAAUGGCCAAAUGACCAAUUGGCAUGAAUCACUUGUUGGUUAGCCACUAAUUGCUAUGGAGAGACAUCUUUUGGUGUUCUGUUGAUCAUUACCUAUUUUAUCCCCUGAAAUGGGGAUUCACCAGAGAGCCGAAUAUACGAGCGUAUGCACUGCAAUUAGCAGAAUACUGAGGAAUGAUUUUAGUUGAGACAAGUGCAACAAUUCAUGGCAAUAUGUCCGUCUCUCUCGUAUAACAUGCCUGUAAAGAUGAGAUUUCAAGAGAAUCCCCAAACGGAUCACAGAGUCCAAAAACUUCUGUUUUCUUCUGUUUUUAUUUUUAUGUUUGUUCAAGUCCAUUACCUGAAGUUUGUACGGUUAUUAACUUAUUAUUGUUGUAAAGGCAGGUCUUUGACCAUGCUUUCUAUUGACCCAACACAAGUACCAUGUUUCACUCCAUAAAGUAUAGUCAUUUGUUUUUGGGGUUAUAUUUAAUUUAAGUAAACUGUAUAUUCGGUUGAACUUUCUCAAUUUCGGUUUCUUCAAUUUCUUUUCCAAA